AGGUCACGGCGCCAGCUGGAGCGCGCGGGCCGCCGGGAAUCCGUUCUGCGGCCCGCGCCCCCGGCCCACCGACCUCGCCCGGGAGCCAUGGAAGGAGUAAGCGCGCUGCUGGCCAACUACCCCACCGCCGGCCUGGCGGGCGGCCUAGGGAUCACGGCGUGCGCCGCCGCCGGCGUGCUGCUCUACCGGAUCGCGCGGAGGGUGAAGCCAACGCAUACUGUGGUCAACUGCUGGUUCUGCAACCACGAUACACUGGUGCCCUAUGGGAAUCGCAACUGCUGGGACUGCCCCCACUGCGAACAAUACAACGGCUUCCAGGAGAAUGGAGACUACAACAAGCCGAUCCCCGCACAGUACUUGGAACACCUGAACCACGUGGUGAGCAGUGUGCCCAGUCCCCGUGACCCCACACAGCCGCAGCAAUGGGUGAGCAGCCAGGUCCUGCUCUGCCGGCGGUGCAGCCACCACCAGACCACCAAGAUCAAGCAGCUGGCUGCCUUCACACCACGUGAGGAGGGCCGGUAUGAUGAGGAGAUUGAGGUGUACCGCCACCACUUGGAGCAGAUGUACAAGCUGUGCCGCCCAUGCCAGGCAGCUGUUGAGUACUACAUCAAACACCAGAACCGCCAGCUGCGCGCCCUGCUGCUCAGCCACCAGUUCCGACGUCGGGAGGCUGACCAGGCCCAUGGGCAGAGCUUCAGUUCCUCGGCAAUGAAGGCACCCUUCCAGGUCAUCCUGCUCCGUGCCCUGGCCUUCCUGGCCUGUGCCUUCUUGUUGUCCUUUACACUGUAUGGCCCCAGCGAACCCUUCACCCCAGGAGCCACCCUGCCCCUGGCCCUGCCUCCUGGGGGCAACAGCUCUGCUGCAUCCGACAACACCACUGCUCAGGCCGAGGGCUGGCAGCAGCUGCUGGGCCUGUUGCCAGAGCACGCCACAGAAAAGCUACGUGAAGCCUGGGCCUUUGGGCAGAGCCACCAGACCAGCAUUGUGGCAGUGGGCCUGCUCACCUGCCUGCUGGCCAUGCUGCUGGCUGGCCGUAUCAGCAGGCUCCGACGGAUCGAUGCCUUCUCUACCUGUCUCUGGGCCCUGCUGCUGGGACUGCACCUGGCAGAACAGUAUCUACAGGCUGCUUCACCAAGCUGGCUCGACACACUCAAGCUUAGCACCACGUCCCUGUGCUGCCUGGUGGGCUUCACUGCAGCUGUGGCUACAAGGAAAGCUACGGGCCCACGGAGGUUCCGGCCCCGAAGGUACUUCUCAGGAGACUCUGCCAACCUUUUCCCCUCCAGCCCCAGCCUGGCCGUGCCCUGCCCAAGCAUCACAACCUCACCAGCAUCUCUCUUCAUCCCCACCCCACCCGGCUUCCUGCCUCUUACCAAGCAACAGCUCUUCCGAUCUCCUCGUCGGGUCUCACCCUCCUCGCUGCCAGGCCGCCUCAGCCGGGCCCUCUCACUGGGAACCAUACCUUCUCUGACCCGGACAGACUCAGGAUACCUGUUCAGCGGGAGCCGCCCACCAUCUCGGGUGUCUCCACCUGGGGAGGUUUCUCUUUCAGAUUACUUCUCUCUGCUGUCGGGCAGCUUCCCCUCUUCUCCUCUCCCUUCUCCAGCGCCUUCUGUGGCCAGCUCCAUGGCCUCCAGCUCUGGCUCCCUGCGCCACCGCAGGCCCCUCAUCAGCCCUGCCCGGCUCAACCUGAAAGGGCAGAAACUGCUGCUCUUCCCAGCCCCUGGGGAAGGGCCCAGUACUCCCAGCAGUUCAGAAGAGCACUCACCGCCCAACAGCAGCCUCUUCAUUGAGCCUCCCCAGCUCCCCCAGAGGAAUCGCACACGGGACACAAAGCAUACUAUGGACAUGCGAUCGAUGCUGGCUAGAGACAGUGCCUGCAGCAGCCGCUCCAUCAAGAAAGAGGAGGACUCGUCCCAGUCCUCCACUUGUGUGGUAGACACCACCACCAAAGGGUGCUCCGAGGAGACUGCUCUCUGGAAAGCUCGUGUUGGCCCCUCUCUGGUCCGGGGCCUCCUGGCUGUGAGCUUGGCCGUCAAUGCAGUCUUCACCUCAGCCUACCUGUACCAGAGCCUGCGCUGACCACCUUGACUGCCCUUCUGGAGGGCACUGCCCAGGCGCAUGCUGCUUCCACCACUGCCGCUCAGACCCCUCCCUGAGGGCUCUGUCUCCGCCUUGACACCAGGGCCCUUGUUGAGUCCCUAACCUCAGGACACCUGCUGUCCCCCCAACAGACUGCCGACAUCAGCUGUGUUUGGUGCUGACACUCUGACCCUGAAGCAGGGACUUCUGACAGCUGCCCAGCCCCGGGGAUACUAGUGCUGCUGUAGAGGCAGCAGGGGCCAGCUGCCUCUGCCCUGCUGCUGCCACCCGGUCACAUCUUCUCUGUACUCCGAGACACCAGAGAUCUGCCUCAGUGCCCCGCCAAAAACCCAGAUGAAGAAGGCCCCACACCAGAGAGCAAGCCUCCCUGCAGCAGGCACCUGGCAGCCCAUCUUGCCCCUGACUGUUGGCUCCAGGCAGGGCUGAGCAGGUGGGAGCCUGGGACUCACAAGAAGUACCUGUGUUCCCUCUCCUCCUGAGUCCUGCCCCACUCACCUGUUCGGUGAGUUCUGGUGGCUGAGCAGGCAGCUCCAUUGCCCUGAGAGCACCAGAGUCCCCCAUGCCUGGCCGCCAGUUCCGCAUGAGCUGCACAGUUUAGACAAGACUGAACCCCUCUCCCUCUUUGCACUCAGACCCCUUUCUCCUUUGGUCCUCAGGCCCUACUGUUCCUUCCUUCAUCUGCCCCCACCUGUGUCCCCUUCAUGCCCAAUCAUGGCCCUGCUGAGGGCACUGCAGGCUUGGGUGCACAUCUGUCCCAUGAGGAAGGAGGAGGGACUUAGGCCUGACACUGGCCCUUUCGAUACCCUGGGGCCACGUGCCUGUGGGGUCAGUCCCAUCCCCAUCCCAGGCUUUGACCCCAGGCACGUGUGUAUGUGGGUGUGAGUGUGUUUUUGUGUGUCUUUGUGUUACACCGCUUGGGAUUUGUUUUGGGGG
Messenger RNA from Chionomys nivalis (European snow vole), 3039 nucleotides. RefSeq names its product transmembrane protein 201 (gene Tmem201). Bases 88 to 2085 code for a protein of 665 amino acids. Gene Ontology annotation, molecular function: actin filament binding; lamin binding. The record is from RefSeq and is a predicted model, not a curated record. Gene Ontology annotation, cellular component: nuclear inner membrane. NCBI's taxonomy places the organism in Eukaryota, Metazoa, Chordata, Mammalia, Rodentia, Cricetidae. Gene Ontology annotation, biological process: nuclear migration along microtubule. The transcript has 11 exons.